GACACACAGUGCUGCCCGUAGAGUGAACAAGAGUCAUUUGGAGAACAAAAGGAGAAAUUGUCAGGGACAGAGUCACUCAGGGACGGAGGGACAGAUAAAGCUAACUACAUGUGUCUGGCUGGGGUACAGAGCAAAGACUAGAGAAAGAGAAGUGUCUGAAAACAGCUGAGGACGAGGUGAAUUGUUGGAGGAAGGGACAGGAGAGGGAGCAGAGCUAUUUCAAGAGUGAGUGGUAGAAGGGAACGUAAGAACCCACGGACUGUCUGAAGUGAACGAGGAAGGGUCCAGAGGCAGUGAGGGAAGGCCAGGACUGGGGCCAAGGCCGGGGCAGGCACGAUCGCUGAGGGGAUGAACUUCACAGUGGGUUUCAAGCCGCUGCUAGGGGAUGCACACAGCAUGGACAACCUGGAGAAGCAGCUCAUCUGCCCCAUCUGCCUGGAGAUGUUCUCCAAACCGGUGGUGAUCCUGCCCUGCCAGCACAACCUGUGUCGCAAGUGUGCCAACGACGUCUUCCAGGCCUCGAACCCUCUGUGGCAAUCCCGGGGCUCCACCACCGUGUCUUCGGGAGGCCGUUUCCGCUGCCCAUCUUGCAGGCACGAGGUUGUCCUGGACAGACAUGGUGUCUAUGGCCUGCAGCGAAACCUGCUAGUGGAGAACAUCAUCGACAUUUACAAGCAGGAGUCUUCCCGGCCACUGCACUCCAAGGCUGAGCAGCACCUCAUGUGUGAGGAGCACGAAGAAGAGAAGAUCAACAUCUACUGCCUGAGCUGUGAAGUGCCCACCUGCUCUCUCUGUAAGGUCUUUGGCGCCCACAAGGACUGUGAGGUGGCCCCGCUGCCCACCAUUUACAAACGCCAGAAGGUACCAAGCAGCAGAGGGAGCAGGCAUGGUGAGAGCGAGCUCAGCGAUGGCAUCGCGAUGCUGGUCGCGGGCAACGACCGUGUGCAAGCAGUGAUCACACAGAUGGAGGAAGUGUGCCAGACCAUUGAGGACAACAGCCGGAGGCAGAAGCAGUUGCUUAACCAGAGGUUCGAGGCCCUGUGCUCGGUGCUGGAGGAGCGCAAGGCUGAGCUGCUGCAGGCGCUGGCCCGCGAGCAGGAGGGGAAGCUGCAGCGAGUCCGGGGCCUCAUCCGCCAGUAUGGAGACCACCUGGAAGCCUCCUCCAAGCUCGUGGAGUCCGCCAUCCAGUCCAUGGAGGAGCCACAGAUGGCGCUGUACCUGCAGCAGGCCAAGGAGCUGAUCAAUAAGGUCGGGGCAAUGUCGAAAGCGGAGCUGGCAGGACGGCCAGAGCCGGGCUAUGAAAGCAUGGAGCAGUUCACCGUGAGCGUGGAGCACGUGGCCGAAAUGCUGAGGACCAUCGACUUCCAGCCGGGCGCUUCCGGGGAGGAAGAGGAUGAGGAGGUAGCAUUGGACCGGGAAGAGGGCAGCGCAGGGCCUGAGGAAGAGCGGCCGGAAGGCGCAGGCGGGCACUGACCCGCCCCCUGUUGGGGAGCCCGCGCACCUGGGGCCUGGCGCUGGGGUCGCGGAGGACCUGCGCUGAGACCGCCGCGCGACCCAGCUUGGCGCCCCGCCGUGGGGGAGGGGCUCAAUAAAGGGCUAAUGCGUCCAGACCCGCAGCUCCGUUCACUGCUCACUCUCAGCCUCGGCUUCGGAGGCGACCCCAUCACCAUCCUGCCCUUUUCCGGAUCUGGGACCAUCUGAGGGGCGGAAGUGGAAUGACCCCCGUGGGGCAUCUCCUUGAUAUCAAGCACGGGUUCGCGAGCCCAGUGCCAAGGGAAGAGGGUCGGGGUGGGGCGGCGGCACCAGGACUUUGAGUUCCUGGGGUUCGAUGGGGGCACAGGAGCCCCCGGCUGAAAGCCCUUCUGCCGGAGUCCUCGUGGAGCAUCCGGUACCCUCUCGCCGGCCUGGGAGGCCACACUUUUCCACGGGCUCCCACCCUGCUGUGCUUCCCUGCGCCCCACAACCGAGGCCAAAGGCUCUUCAGCACUUUUAUUAAAAAUAGGUGACGCACA
Leptonychotes weddellii (Weddell seal) is the source of this 2012-nucleotide messenger RNA. NCBI's taxonomy places the organism in Eukaryota, Metazoa, Chordata, Mammalia, Carnivora, Phocidae. The record is from RefSeq and is a predicted model, not a curated record.